Trachemys scripta elegans is the source of this 12869-nucleotide messenger RNA. RefSeq names its product neurobeachin like 2 (gene NBEAL2). NCBI's taxonomy places the organism in Eukaryota, Metazoa, Chordata, Testudines, Emydidae. Gene Ontology annotation, biological process: intracellular protein localization. The record is from RefSeq and is a predicted model, not a curated record. Gene Ontology annotation, molecular function: protein kinase binding. Gene Ontology annotation, cellular component: membrane; cytosol.
GCGGGGCCAGGGCGCACCUGGGGGCGGCUCCCCGUGCUCCGGCCCGGGGCUGUGCUCUAAUCAGGCUCCAGCGGAGGAGGGGCCGAGCUCGGCCGCCAGGCGAGCCGCGCUGCCCCCCCAGCAGCCAUGGCGGAGGCGUAGCGAGCCAGCCGGCCAGCGGAGCGCGCACCGCCGGAGGAGGAGCGGAAAGUUGCCCUGCCCGGGGCCAUGCCCGCCGGGCGCACGGGCUGGGGGCCGGGCACAGCCAGCGGCAGCGGCCGGCGGAGAUAGGGAGGGAGCCGGCGGGGGCGGCAGCAGCGGCAUGGCUUCCAAGGAGCGGCUCUACGAGCUCUGGAUGCUCUACUUCGCCAAGAAAGACUUGAGCUACCUGCAACAGUGGCUGGAGGCGUUUGUCAUGAACUUUGAAAAGAUCAUCGUGGUGCAGUCUUUGGACCCGAGGAGGCCAGAAGAUUCAGUGUCUGAGAUCCCGCUGCUCCCACGCGACGUCCUGCAUGUGCUGAGCCAACAGCUGGCGCACUGCGUGGCCCAGAUUGCCCGCGAGGAGGCGGCCGAGGCGGGCCUUGGCCAGGCGCUCUUGCACGUCAAGUUCUUUAUCAUCAUCUGCAGGAAUUUAGAAAAUGUCCAAGCCGACAGGACGCCAGUUUUUAUCCACGAGGUGCUUAGGUUGCUGGUGGCAUGUACAGCCAAGCUAAAGAACACCGCGGAGCAGUGUGCCCCCAGCAGGUCUCAGCUAGAGACCGUAACCGUCUAUGCAUUGCACCUCUACGAAUGCCUCUUCGACCCCUACCAGACGUGGAGGCGGCAGCUGAGUGGGGAAAUCAUCAGCAUGAAAGAGAAAAGCAAAUACAAGUUUGCACCAGCUGCUUUGCCUCUAGAGUUCAGCACUUUCUUCCAAGGGAGCUUCCAGGACGAGGCGCAGCUUCCCGAAGCGCUCCAGCUGCGACUCAUCCACCUCUUGGGAGCCAUUAUCUCUGGAGCCAAGCAAAAUGCCCUGCAGGUGAUCACGCCGGCCUCUGUUGAGGUCCUCAUGCUGGUGCUCAGGCGGUGGUGCUCCCCCCGGAACGGAGACACCAAGGACCCCAAACUACUGCAGCUGACCUUGAAGAGCCUGGUGGGAAUGAUUCACAUCCUGCACGCCAGCAACCCGGGCCAGCGCAAGGUGGAGAUCAGGACCAUCUUGGACAGCUACUUCAAGGUCCUCAACUCCGACCAACCCAUGGCCUCUCUGGAAGGCCCGCCGGCCGCUCGCUGGGAGGAGGGCAUGAUUGCUCUCAGGGUGAACAUGCUGGAUGCAAUUCCAGAAAUGCUGAAUUGUGGCGACCGGCCAGUCCUGCAAGCCAUGUUCCUCAGCAACAACUGCUUCGAACACAUCAUCCGGCUGAUCCAGAACAGCAAGGUGUUCGACAGCAGUUCUGACGCUAUCGCGGUUCAUGCCAUCAGUGUGCUCACCUCCAUCAUGAGCAAUUCACCGUCGGCCAAGGAGGUGUUCAAAGAAAGGAUUGGCUACUCCCACUUGUUCGAAGUUCUCAGGUGCCAGAGCCAACCCACCGCCCGCCUGCUUGAGGAGCUCCUGAACAUGGCAGUAGAAGGCGACCACAACGCCUUCCCUGUCCGACUCAUCCGCAACGAACAGCCGCUGCUGAUGCUCAUCGCGUGGCUCCCCGAGCUGAAGUCACGGGACCUGCAGGUGUUCCUGUCCGACUGGCUGAAGAGGGUCUGCGACGCCUCCCUGCCGAGCCGCGUGACCUGCGUCAAGGCGGGGAUGGUCAGCUGCCUCCUGGACGCCCUGGGCGCUGAGCGGGAGCUGGACCGGAAGUGCUCCGAAAACCUCAUCUACCUUCUGCAGGUGCUGGGCGGCCUUUCCAUCCGGCCGGGUGAGCUCCGUCAGCUCAUCAGGCUCCUCGGGACAGAGCCCGGCAAGGGGCCCCACCCUUACACCACGCUGGUCAUCCGGGCGCUCUCUGGCAUGGCGAGGAAGGACCGGUCCGAGAGGGCGCUACAGUACUUCGACCUGACGCCAAGUAUGGCGGGAAUUAUGGUGCCGGCCAUCCAGAAAUGGCCUGGGAGUGGCUUUGCCUUCCACGCCUGGGUCUGUCUGAACGAGGAGCCCGGAGACUUGCCAGAUCUGCCCACGAGGCUGAAGCGGAAACAGCUAUACAGCUUUUUCACGGCCAGCGGCACCGGCUUCGAAGCGUUCUUCACGGCCGACGGGAUGCUGGUGGUGGCGGUGUGCACCAAGAAGGAAUAUAUGACGGUGGCGCUCCCAGACUUCACCUUCAACGAUUCUGCAUGGCACUGCAUCGACAUCGUCCACGUCACCGGCCGCCGGCCCUUUGGCCAGAACCUGGUCAACAUCUACACAGACGGGCAGCUGCAGCAAGUGGCUCAGUUGCGCUUUCCUUCCCUCAAUGAGUCUUUCACCUCGUGUUGCAUCGGCUCUGCUGGCCACCGGACAACGACCACCUCCACGGUCUACCCCUCGCCUUCCCAUUCGCCGGAGCCUGCCUUCCCCUCCCACCCCUCCCUCAGCCGCUCCCAAUCCUUCCCUGCCUCGCUGGCUACGCACUCCUGGACUCCCGGGGCCGCUCAGCCCCCCAGAGAAGGCCAGGUGUCCACAACAGUGGCAGGGAGUCAGGACACAGAGUGGGGGACCCCUACGUCCCUCGAAGGACACCUGGGGUCGGUGUCCAUCUUCUGCGAAGCCCUCCAGCAGACGCAGGUCAAAGCACUUUUCUCCUCAGGACCAAACGUUACGUCGCCGCUCAAGCCGGAAGGCGACUUCCUGGAACUCAGCAGCAAACUGCUCCUCUACUACACACCCCAGGCUUGUAAAAAUAACAUCUGCCUGGACCUGUCUCCAAACCAUUUUUUUGACGGGAGGCUGACCGGACACAAAGUGGUGAACUGGGAUAUCAAGGACGUGGUGAACUGCGUUGGCGGGAUGGGGGUGCUCCUCCCGUUGCUGGACCAAGUGGCGGCCGAGAGAAAAGAAUCGGAGGACAGCCAGGAAACCCACGACCUGGUUGGGCCCGAACUGACCUCCUCGCGGAAUCGCCAAGGAAUGCUCAUCCCCCUGGGCAAGUCCUCUGAGGGCAGACUGGAGAAGAACGGCGUGGCUGCGUUUCUGCUACUGGUCAAGAACUUCAUCCGGCAUCACCCCGUGAACCAGGAGAGCCUCGUGCAGUGCCACGGGCCGGCGAUCAUUGGAGCUCUGCUGCAGAAGGUCUCCAGCCUCAUGAUGGACAUGAACGUGCUGAUGGCCUCGCAGAUCCUGAUGGAGCAGGUGGCUGCCGAGAGCCACAGUUUCCUGCUGCACCUCCUGUACCAGUACCUGCUCUUCGACUUCCGCAUCUGGAGCAAGAGUGACUUCGCCGUCCGGCUAGGUCACAUUCAGUAUUUAUCAAACACCAUCAAGGACCACAAGCAGAGGAUCCGCAAGAAAUACGGGGUCCAAUACAUCCUGGACUCCAUUCGGACAUAUUACGGCGCUCACAAGGAGAAGCCGAUUCCCGCGGACGACGUGAAGACGGUGCAGAUGUCCCUGUUCAGCCUGGUGAAGGACUUCCUCUGCAGGAGCUUCUCGGCCGACGAGAUGCAAAGCGCCCUGAACUACCUGGCUGCGGUGCACGAUGAACACCAGGUGUGUGGGGUUCUGGAGGUGAUCCAAAGCUUGCUGAAAGACUCGGCCUCCCAGGACCAGCUCUACGCUUUCCUCUUUGAGUCGGGGAACGUGGAGGUCCUGUUCUCGCUGCUCGUCCAGAGGAAGUUCUCCGAUGACGUACGGGAGAGAGUCUUCAAGGUCCUGUACAAGAUGCUGAAAUACGAGAAGGCGCACGGGCGCAGCAAGUACCGCCUGAAGCUGAAGGACGUCGGCUACCAAGGGCUCAUAUCGUAUCUGAAUGACACCCCGGUGUCCAUGCUGCUCUUCCGGUGUCUCCUGGAGCAGGUCCUGGGCUCAGACUCUCCCAGCUACAAGGACCUGAUGGCCGUGGUGUACCUGUCCCACCGGGCGGAGCUGGCGGUCAGGCUGGAUACCUGCCGGAAGCUCUUCCACCUGAUCUACUCCCAGCACGACAUGGUGAGGCAGCUGGCGAAGCUGGCCGGCUGGCAGGACACGCUCACCAAGCUCUACGUCAAGGAGGCUUCUCGGACCACUCUGUCUCCCCGACCGGCGGCUCCAAGCCCUUCCGUUCCUAUAACUUCAAAUCCUUCGACUCCUCGGACCGCACCAGCCACUCCUCCUCCUCCAACACUAGACAUCCCCGGCCAGGGGGAGGCCCCCUCCGCCGACGCCCUCCAGUUCGACAGCAUCUACCACCCGCUCUCGCCCUUCUGCAUGUCGCCCUUCGACCUCGGCCUCGACCUGGCCAGCACCUGCUCCACCGCCACGGUGGAGAGCGGCAACCAGACGCCGGGGAGCUUGCCGGGGACUCCCUCCCCUUUGGAGUACUUCAAACCUUUCCCGGGCAUGCGGGCUCGCAAAAGCUCCAGCCUCUCCAACGUCCUGGACGAAAGCAGCUACCAGGAGACGCUGGCCAGCGACGACGUCUCCAAUACCAGUAACCCCCAGCAAACGCCGGAGGAGGAGCUGUGCAACCUGCUGACCAACAUCAUCUUCUCGGUGACCUGGCGCGGGGUGGAGGGCUGGGACGACGCGGCCUGGAAGGAGCGCGGGCAGGUCUUCUCUGUCCUCACCAAGCUGGGCACAGCCUGCGAGCUGGUGCGGCCACCGGACGAGAUCAAGCGCAGCCUCCUGGAGAUGAUGUUGGAAUCGGCCUUCACGGACAUCAAGGAGUCGGCCCCGGCCACUUUGCCCAGCCUCACCCAGAACGUACUCAAGUUGCUGAGACUUCUCCAGGACUUCUUGUUUUCCGAGGGACACAACAACCAGGCGCUGUGGAGCGAGAAGAUCUACGAGGGGGUGAACAGCCUGCUGGACAAGCUGGGGGUGUGGUACCACUUGGCCAACGGGACCUCGGACCUGAAGGAGAUGGCUCAGAUCGGGCUGCGUGUCCUCGUCGGGUACAGCGGGCUGGAGGAGGCGCAGCUGCACUCGCUGGCCUACGUCAAGCUCCACGGCCUGCUCCAGACGGCCUCGGCCCCCAAGGAGGAGGAGGCCUGCUACCUGCUGGGCAAGCUGGAGAGCCCCCUGAGCCGCGCGCUGCACCCCAAGUCGGAGGCCUUCUCUUGGCUCCUGCCCAUCAUCCGCACGCUGCUGGACCAGUGCUACGACACGCUGCAGCUGCAGCGCUGGCUGCCCUCGCUGCCCCCCACCAACGGCAGCCCCACCUUCUACGAGGACUUCCAGCUCUUCUGCACCACCCCUGAGUGGAGGGCCUUCAUCGAGAAGCACGUACAGCCCAUGAUGGCGCAGUUUGAAAUCGACACGUUCGCCAAGAGUCACGACCACAUGUCCAAUUUCUGGAACUCCUGCUACGAUGCCUUGAUGAGCAGCUCCCUGCGCAGGGAGCGGGAGAAAGAGGAGAGCAGGAAGAAGUUCCAGGACCUGAUUCUGGAACCAGUGAUGAAGCGCUCCAGGUACGAGCACAUCCGGCACGUGAACGUCCUGAAGCAGAUCAACAACCACCACAGCGGCGUCCUGAAGCAGUGGAAAGCCCUGCACCGCCUGCUGACCUCGCAGCGCUCCGCCUGGGCCGACCGAAACCCCCCAGAGAUUCGCUGGAAGCUGUCGAGUGCCGAGACCUACUCCAGAAUGAGGCUGAAGCUGGUCCCCAACUAUCACUUCGACCGCCACGUGGAGGCUAGUGCCCUCCGGGACAACCUAGGCGCGGAUCAUUCUCACACCCCUGCGGAGCCUCUGCCGCUGGCCGUGGCCAAGGAGGCGAAGGUGAGCGAGCUGGAGGAUGAUCAGCUGGCGGAGGAAGACCUCGAGUUCUUGGACAAUCAGGCUGAACCCAAAGAACAGAGCCAGAGGGAGAAGCUGGUGAUCUCCGAGGACUGUGAGCUCAUCACCAUCGUGGCUGUGAUCCAGGGCCGGCUGGAGGUCACCACGCAGCACGUCUACUUUUACGACUGCAGCAGCGAGAAGGAGGAGACGGAGGAAGGGAUCGGUUAUGACUUCAAGCGCCCCCUGUCUCAGCUCCGGGAAGUGCACCUCCGCCGUUACAACCUCCGCCGGUCGGCUCUGGAGUUCUUCUUCAUCGACCAGGCCAACUACUUUGUCAACUUCAGGAAGAAGGUUAGAAAUAAGGUGUAUUCCUGUAUUCUGGGCCUGCGCCCGCCCAACCAGAUCUACUUCGGCAGCCGGUCACCCCAGGAGCUGCUGAAGGCCUCAGGACUGACUCAGAAAUGGGUCUACAGGGAGAUCUCCAACUUCGAGUACCUGAUGCAGCUGAACACGAUCGCGGGGCGCACCUACAACGACCUGUCGCAGUACCCCGUGUUCCCUUGGAUCCUGCAGGACUACGUCUCCGAGACGCUGGACCUGAGCGACCCGGACGUGUUCCGGGAUCUCUCCAAACCCAUCGGGGUGGCCAACGAGAGACACGCCAAGGACGUGAAGGAGAAGUACGAGAGUUUUGAGGACCCCACGGGCAUGAUCGACAAGUUUCACUACGGCACACACUACUCCAACGCGGCGGGCGUCAUGCACUACAUGAUCCGGACCGAGCCCUUCACCACCCUUCACAUCCAGUUGCAGAGCGGCCGGUUUGACUGCUCGGACCGCCAGUUUCACUCGGUGCCCGCGGCCUGGCAGGCGCGCAUGGAGAACCCGGUGGACGUGAAGGAGCUGAUCCCGGAGUUCUUCUAUUUCACCGACUUCCUGGAGAACCAGAACGGGUUCGACCUGGGCUGUCUGCAGAUGUCGAACGACCAGGUGAAUGACGUUGUCCUCCCGAAGUGGGCCAAAUCCCCGGAGGAUUUCGUCCACAAGCACCGGAAAGCGCUGGAGUCGGAGCACGUGUCUGCCCACCUCCACGAGUGGAUCGACCUGAUCUUCGGAUACAAGCAGAGGGGCCCGGCCGCUGUGGAGGCGCUCAAUGUCUUCUAUUACUGCACGUACGAGGGGGCCGUGGACCUGGACGCCAUUGCUGACGAGACGCAGAGGAAGGCUUUGGAAGGCAUCAUCAGCAACUUUGGGCAGACCCCCUGCCAGCUGCUCAAGGAACCUCACCCAGUGCGCCUCUCGGCCGAAAACGCCGCCAGGAGGCUGGCCCGGCUCGACACGUACUCCCCCAACGUCUUCGAGAACCUCGACCAGCUCAAGUCCUUCUUCGUCGAGGGGAUCAGCGAUGGGGUCCCGCUGGUGCAGGCUGUGGUCCCCAAGAACCAGGCCCAUUCCUUCAUCACGCAGGGCUCCCCAGACGUGCUGGUCACGGUGAGCGCCAACGGCCUGCUGGGAACCCACGGCUGGCUGCCCUACGACAAAAACAUCUCCAACUACUUCAGCUUCACCAAAGACCCCACCGUCUCCAACGCAAAAGCCCAGCGCUUCCUCUCCGGCCCCUUCGCCCCGGGGGUGGAGGUGUCCUCGAAGACACUGACCGUCUCUCCCGACGGGAAGCUCCUCUUCAGCGGGGGGCACUGGGACAACAGCCUGCGUGUCACGUCGCUGAGCAAAGGGAAGGUCGUCGGGCACAUCACCAGGCACAUAGAUGUGGUCACCUGCCUGGCGCUCGAUCUGUGCGGAAUCUACCUCAUUUCAGGCUCCCGGGAUACCACCUGCAUGGUCUGGCAGGUCCUGCAGCAGGGUGGGUUUUCCAGUGGCCUGGCUCCCAAACCUGUCCAAGUCCUGUACGGUCACGACGCCGAGGUGACGUGCGUCGCCAUCAGCACCGAGCUGGACAUGGCCGUGUCGGGGUCGAAGGACGGCACCAUCAUCGUCCACACCAUCCGCCGGGGCCAGUUCAUGAAGUCCAUCAAGCCCCCCUGUGAGAGCUCGCUGCCCGCCACUGUCUCAAACCUCGCCGUGGGCCUGGAGGGCCAGAUCAUCGUCCAGACCACCGUGGCGGGGAGAUCCUCCCUGAAGGAUAAAUUUGCCCUGCACCUUUAUUCCGUCAACGGCAAGCAUCUCUCCUCCGUCCUGCUGGAGGAGCACGUCACAGCCCUGUGUGUCACCGAGGAGUUCGUGGUUCUGGGGACCAUGCAGUGUUCUCUCCAGAUCUUGGAUCUUCAGAGCCUCCAAGCAGCGGUGUUGCCAAUGCCCAUGAAGGUCCCGGUUCACAGCGUGUCCGUGACCAAGGAGAAGAGUCACAUCCUGGUGGGGCUGGAGGAUGGGAAGCUGAUUGUGGUGGGAGCAGGCCAGCCCUCGGAGGUGCGGACGGGGCAGUUCCACAGACGGCUGUGGCGUUCCACGCGCCGGAUCUCCCAGGUCUCCUCCGGAGAGACCGAGUACAACCCGCCCGAGUCCAAGGGACAGGCUUGAUGUGAGGUGACCUGUCCCCAGAGCAUUACUGGACAGAGAUGUCCUGCAGCAGGACGUCUCUGAGGGGUGGCGGAGGGGGCCGGUCCAGCCUCGCCACUCGGAGGUAUCUGCACUUCCCCAGGGAGCAUGGCGAUCACCGGGAACCGUGGGAGCCUUGCCGCACCGGGGCUCUCGACCACUCGCUCUCCGAGUAUGCAGAGCUCCGGAUCCCUUUCCGAGCCAGGGGCCUGCACCGGUGACCCUGGCUCGCCGAGCCAGGAUGCACGUGGGAUGAUCUGGCGUCCCCCCAGCCCAUCCCGUUUCCUGCAGAGCUUGAAGUGAAAAACGUUUUUGUAUUCUUCUUUGUGACUUUCUCGCUGGAUGGAGAGGCCAGGAAACCCGCAGCCGGUGCCCCCUGCCGCCCAGCAGGGAAACAUCGCAAUAGAUGCGAGCCGAUGACCAUCGCUGCAUUCUCAGUCCUCCUUGGGUGGCCUUAACCAGACCCUGUUGCACUACGUAGAGAACUUGUACCAAAACCAAGGACUGCUUUCGGCAGGAGGCCUAUCUGCUGCAGAAAAGCUUUAAUGUGAUGAGACUGGCGAGAGCCUGUUCUGUUUUCCUCCCAGAGGUUGAAUUUUGGAGGGCAACAAAUACCAGGGGCCCACAAAGAAACCUACUGAUCCCCAAAUCCUAGAUGUGUAUAGACCCCCUGCUGGCAAAGAAGGGUGUUGCGCUUUCAUUGGGAUUCUUCAAAAUAUGGUUUGUCUGCCUCUUCCAACAGGGGCACCCAAAUCCAGCACCUCCCAGGGCCCCCGUCAUUUGCUGGUGGGGCCUCUUCUAACUUUCCUAUUGAUUUAUACGUUUUUUAAAAAAACAAAAAUAAAUGUGCACAAUCUUCUUGUCUCCCAAGACUGGUCUGUUCCAUGGAGUACGAGCCGGCGGGGCUCAUUGGAUGACUUCACCAGCAAUAAAACCCGGCCGUUCGUUAGCUUUGCCUUCCUCCUGCAGCUCCGCGGCUGUAACGGAACUCCUGCCUGGCUGCGCACCGGAUACCCCUGCUUGUAGCGGGAAGGAGAGUUCUUCUGUCUGUCCGUCCGUCUGUUUCUGAUACUGAAGUGGCACAUCGUAAAUAGGAAUUGGCCCAGAAAGAGGCUUGUUUUUGCAGCCAACGGCCAACCCUUCGCUGCUCUUAACCAACUGGGUGGGUUGGGGGGGUGGUCCAGUCCUGCAGACUUUCCAUCCCUGGUCAUGGUGAGUUUUGAACCCCACGCUGGCACCUUCUCUGAGGGACCCAGGUUCUGAUCUCUGCAUGGCCAAGGCCUUGUUGAUCCAGAGAGGAACGGGGGAUGGGGGGUUGCGUUAGGCUAGAAGCAGCCGUCUGAGGUUAGUGAUGUUUGUGCCUUGGGCAUCUCCCCAUUCAGACCUAGCUCGCAGCAGCAGGGAGCCCAGCAGUCCCCGUGAAAACGGAACAUUCCAUGUUUACGAUGCAGGGCAUGAGCCCAUCACCAGAGCGUCUGGGAGUGAAUGGCCCCCAAACAAGGGGGCGAUGGAUCGAUCCUUGCAGGACACGGUUACUGUCACUUAGCUGGAAGGUGGAGGGAGCUGCCGUGUUGUUCCCCACACUUCCUCUCCCUGAUUUAAAAACUCUCCUUCCAUCAGGUAAGCCAGGGGUGGAAGAGACUGGUGGGGCUUUACUCCAGCCAUGCUCCGGAUGCGUCUGGGUGGAGAGCUGUGGAACCCACAGCCUUUCUGCCUCGUGUUGAUGUUUGCAAUAACAAGCGCCCUGGUGCCAGUCAGCUCUCCCUGCCCCUGGCGCCAGUGACUGUCCAUCACUGGGCUGGGCUUUGGUUUGGAGAGGAAGGGUAGUGAUUAGCUUGAUGCCGUAGGGAAUUCCACACCUGACUCCAACCCCCCUCGAACUCGGGAGAUGUUGGUAUCUUGGCUUGAGCUUCAUAAACGGCUGGAUCCAAACUUCCCAGAGACAGGGGAGCGGAGAUUCAGUUCUGGAUCCAAAGCUCAUGACUCAAUCCCAUCUCUCUGCAGAACCCCAUGAAACUUCACGGUCCUAGAGUCAGGAGGGGUUGUAGUGAGGUGGGGUGUGGGUUGAAGAGCAGUCUGUCCUUUCCCCUCCUCCCCAACCCAUUCCCUGGCUCUAGGAAAGGGAUCUCUCCCCUGCCCCCGUAUACUCUAGGUAUGUUACGCCACAGUAUGGAGACAGGCUGCUCCCCCAUGACCAGGGAUUUCUCCUAGAAGUCGCAGGUCCCUGGUGAAGAUCUGUGGGAGGGAGGCAGGGUGGAUGGUAUGAAACGCAAAGAGAUGGUCAAGGAAUGUUACCAUCUGAGUUCGAUUCUUGACGGGCUCAAAGCCAUGUGCCCUGGGUUGCUAGUCACUAUCCCGUUGAGCGAUGUGCUUUGCUUUUAUUAUUCAUAACAAUGGGUCGUUAAAGCCGCUGCACCUUCCAUCCUUGCAACUUUCUUCCGUCGGUCCGCCAGGGUCCCUUUCCGUCAAACUACAACAGAGGAUGGUUACAAAUGGUUUGGAUCUUCCACGCCGUGACGCCUCCUGACCAAAAAAGGGACAGUCUCUGCCUUGGGACACUGUCAUUCGGUAGCUUCUUUCCAACAAGGGCUGAGAGGAGAGGACAUGGGUCCGUUGUGGCUCAUGCUGGAGGAAACAUCUACUGUAGGCCUGGGACAAUCAUCUGCAGAUGCUGAAUUGCAAAUGCCACUAAGAAGGGGAGAGAGGCUCUCUAAAUGCACUGCUUGUUAGCCACCGGACCCUGUUGCGUGCGGAGGUUGCUGCUGGUCUGGAGGUGACUUUGUGAUGGGUGGCUGGUUAGAUCACGCUCGUGCACUGAACAGCACCUCAAUUCUCUUCACAAAGAAAAACAAAAAAGGCAAGAAGAACCAACACUGGGCAAGAGGCUCAAACAAUGCUCUCAACUUCAUACCCUGGGUGAAGAUCAGGGUUUAACCACCGACAGUGCAAUAUUUGCAACUUGUAGAGAAGACGUUUUUUAGCACGUGUGCUGUAUUGAGGUUUGUGUGUAUAUAAUACUAUAUAUAUAUAUAUAUAUAGUUUUUGUAACUUUUUUGAAUGAUGUAAAUCUAAAGAUUUCUACUACUUUUUUUUCCAAAAACGGGGUGGUAAGUAUUUGGAGCUUCCCAGAAUCCCGCUGGCUUUUAUAGAGCACCAAGGGACCUACAAGCCUCACCGUGGAUUUUUCUGUCAUCCUUCUUAGAAUUGCUCGGGACAGUGGAAAUUCAAGGGGUCGUUGCUGGCCCUGUUCUGAAGAUGCUUGAAUGCCAGGGGUACCUGCUCUCUGGUUGGCCUCUGCCAUGUUCUUCUACUUGAAGAAUUUUUUCUUUCCCUCCUUUCACUUUGCUUGUACCUUCUCUGGUUAUAUGGAGUCAGGAUGCAACUUGCUGAGGGCUCUUUCUGCUCCAGGCUUCUUCACAGAUAGCAAUGCUUGGGCCAUGCUCUGAGACUUCUGUGUGGGGAAGAAUCUGGCAGGUUGGGAUGCUCCCCUUCAAGGGGAAUGGUUUCCUUCUGACCUGCAAGAUUCCUUCCAGCUCCACUCAUCCCUGGAAUAACAAUGUGAAACCUGGUCUUCAAUCUUGAGUGUCUACGUUACAGGGCCCGGUUGUUUAAGUUGUCAUUUGGGCAAGCUAACGUAAGCACCCAAAUUUGGAAAAAAAACUGGCCCCCAUGCCUAAUCCCUGCGUGCAGUGUGGUAUGACUGUGGGGUGGUUACAUGGGGGCCCCCCUACUUCUCUACCUCUUUUGGGAAAUGAAUGGCUCAUGGUGGAUCUGCCUUUUGGGGAAGUGAAUUCAAGCAAGUGGUUUGACUAGGGUAGCACCACUGGUACUCCCAGCUCUCCGGCCUGCCGCAUGUAGUGUUGGAGCCUUCGUGCCAAUCAGUUGUGCAACACACUGAUCUCCAAGCAUCCUGAAUCUUGGGGAGGAGGCGUGUUAACAAAUCCACCAUCCUUGUGUGAGAUUGCAUCCCAUGCAGAUUUGAAUGCAGUUCUCAUUCCUGUAUGGAAUAGAGCAGUGUUUGCUUGGGGAGACUGGCAAAGAAUUUGCAGUCACAGGUUGAUAGCUGAGAGCCAACCCAGGAAUUCAGACUCCCCGUCUCUGACCAAGUGGUCCUCCAGGCAUUAUUUAUGGAACCAUUGCCUAUGCUUUUCCUUUAGAGCCAGCCGUGAGGAGAAAUGGACUAGCCAAGUCUUUCACUCACACACUCCAGUCCCCACUGUCCAGCAGGGAAGAGAAGGGCGAAUGACAAAUCCACACAAGGGGUGUGUUUGGUGCUCAGAAAAAUGUAUUUCUAUUGUAGCUUUGUCUACAGAUUCUUUCCAAAAGUAAAAUAAAGCACAAUCCGAUUAAAAAAAACAUUUAUGCCUUAAACUUGAAGAGGAACAUGGCCUCAUUCUGUAGGGGGAUGGGUUGUCCGGUUUGCUAGCAAUGUACGGUGGAUGUGAUCUUUAAUAAACUUUAUAAA